Molecule: messenger RNA, 3510 nt
Organism: Glossina fuscipes
Lineage: Eukaryota; Metazoa; Arthropoda; Insecta; Diptera; Glossinidae
Product: protein argonaute-3-like
Exons: 1
Coding region: 1429-3084 (551 amino acids)
Biological process (GO): regulatory ncRNA-mediated gene silencing
Cellular component (GO): P granule
Molecular function (GO): protein binding; piRNA binding
Source: RefSeq, a predicted model, not a curated record
AAAAAGGGCUAUUAUAUGAAAACAAUCUAUAAAUAAUUUACUUUCAAUGUUCUCUAUUUUGUAAUUCCUCAUCCUUUUUUUUUUUGUCUAUAUCUACAUUGUGGUUUUCAUAAAUUAGCAAACCACUUUCAUUGUCAUCAUUGCUUCGGAAUAUGAAAUUUGAGACAAAAGAACAAAAAAGCUAACAAGCAAAUAAUAACUAAUUUAAUCAACAUUGACAGAUGACAAUGUCAGAGUACAUUGAGUAUUUCUGUAAGUGAUGUCUUGCGGACGGUUCACUUACGAUUGAUCGUUGUCAAUAACGCAAUGCAUGCAAUUCAACGAAUUUGCUUAAGUAUUCUGAAAUGCGGUCUGGAAAUAUGCUUCUGUGAUAGUUAAAAACCUUUUUUGGUUUCAUUCAUAUUACAACGAGUAUGAUUAUACCCUUCAUCCCUUUUAGCGCAGGUCACGUUAAAUUUGUACGAACGUACGUAAAAACCAGAAGGAUUUGAGAUAAGUCCACCUUUUGUUAAGAUUAUUUUUAAUUGUGAUUUGAUUAGUAUACAACUUAGGUGACAAUAUGUCUCAUAUUUUUAGAACUUGUCCCGAUUUUUUACAGCACGAUUUCUGGUUCCGGAUGUAUAAUAUUUACUCCAAAUGGUUCCGAAUGACAAUAGUGUAAGAACGUAAAAGUUGAAAUGCAAACUUAAAUAGUGUAAAUUGUCAACUAAGAAUGUGGCGCGCACAGUACCGGCUGCGUAAACCGUGGAUUUCCCAUUGAACGCCCCUCUGAGAAAAAUUUUGCCUCAUGUCACGCAGUGCGAUGUUUCGUUUGAAGACAUUUUAACGUUGUUAACGUUCAACUACACUGGAUGAAGUGAUCAGUUACACAAAAUCAAUCCAUUUACUAAUCCUUCCUGCAUAUAUGCUCCUAAUCUUCUACUUUUUGUCGGUUCAAAUUUUGGUUAAUUCAUUCGCCAAUCCAUCAUCAUUCGCAGAUUGUCCGCCUGUAAUUGUCUUCCCAGUUCGUUUCCUUAACUUUACGGCUUAUAUAACAACUUUUCCUUUUUUCAAUACGCAAUGAAAAAAGUUGCUAUCGCUGUUGUAUUCAGCUGUUGGCUGAAAACGGCUGAAAGCGAAAUCUAAAGUUCAAUUUUUCAAAAAAAAUGAUUAUCUCUCCAACAUCCAACCAACAAUCGUCUUCAAACUUCGUACCCACAUAGAGCCCUUUUUUUACAACGUAUAUAAUAAUCUCAUGUUAUUGACUCGCGAACGUUGAAAAAGGAAGAAGAAACCGCGGAUCCAAAAAAUUUCUGUAAUUAAUAUAAACAAAGUUAAUUAUUUUGAAUUAUUUUCAGUUUUUACGGAACGCAAAAAAAAUUUGAAGGAAGAUUAUAUACUAUCGCCUUAUUAUUACCUUCUUAUCUUUCCCAUUAUAAUCUCGAAAAAAUGUUGGGUUAUGGGCGCGGUCUACGUCGUGACUUAUCACAGCCGGCACUGGCUCCAAAAUCUCUGGAUAUUGGCGUAGGCACACAGAGUUUUGGUUCAACUGCUAAAACAUGUCGAGUUGGCUUUGGUCGUCGAGGAAAAAUUUUACCAUCCGGAUCUCAUAAGUUGCCUGCCUUAGGAACGAAUGCUUCCGGAGAUGACUCAUUAUCAACCAAAGCUCAAGACGAUGAAAAAUCGAAAGAAGUGCACCCUAAGGACUUAAUCAUGAAAGAGCCUAAGGAAACUUCGAGUUUGCUUACAUCUCCUAAAGCAACUCAUGGCGUAAAAGGUACUCCGAUUCAAUUGGUAUGCAAUCACAUACGUAUAAACUCGGAUCCAAAUAAGGGCAUUUAUGUUUAUGAAGUGCGCUUUAUCCCCAAUAUCGACUCGAACCGUUUAAGGAGACAAUAUUUAAAUGAGCACAGCGUCAAGUUUGGCGGAACUAAAACUUUUGAUGGUGUCACUUUAUAUUUACCAAUUUUGUUGAAAGAUGAACUUACCACGUAUGUCUCAAAAGCGUACGAUGGAUCUGAUAUUGAGAUUCGGAUACUUUUUAAAAGAAAAGAAUUGCUAAAACACUGUAUGCAGUUUUAUAACGUCCUUUUUGAUCGAAUCAUGAAAACUCUAAAUUAUGUACGGUUUGAUCGGAAGCAAUUUGAUCCAACAUCGUCAAUAGUGCUCCCACAGCAUCAGUUGGAAAUAUGGCCCGGAUAUGUGACCGCCGUAGAUGAACAUGAAGGAGGUCUGUUACUUUGCUGCGAUGUGUCUCAUAGAUUACUAUGCCAAAAAACUAUUUCGGAAACGCUCCUUGAAAUUUUCAGACGUAACCCCAAGCACUUUCAAGAAACGGCUAAGAAGGCACUCUUAGGUGCUACCGUUAUAACGAGAUACAACAAUAAAACCUACCGAAUUGACGAUAUUUGUUUUGAAAAAAGUCCGCGAUCGACGUUCACAUUCAAAGAAGGGACACUGAGUUUCUUGGACUAUUAUCGAAGGAAUUACAAUAUUGAAAUAAAAGACACAAAUCAACCACUCUUGAUAUGCAUCAAAAAACAACGUAUGUCGCAGAGAUCGCAAGCAGAAGAUCUCGUUAUCUGUUUAAUUCCUGAGCUGUGUUACGUAACCGGGUUACGUGAUGAAAUAAGGGCUAAUCACAAACUAAUGCGUGAAAUUGCGACUUUCACUUGCCUCUCACCUGUUCAGCGUAUAAAUGCAUUGAAAAAAUUUUAUACGAAUAUAGAUAACAGUCCCGAAUCGCGGAAAAUUUUAAGUGUGUGGGGAUUAUCUCUUGUACAGAAUUAUGAGGAAAUCAGUGGCCGGCAACUUGAUGAAGAAAAAGUUUAUUUCGACCGAAAAAUAGUCCCUGUUGGUCCUAAAGCGGACUUUUCGAAAUGUCUUGUAAAUAAUACGAUAUUAGAAGCUAUUGCCAUUGAGAACUGGCUUCUCAUUCAUUGCGAGAAGGAUAGUAAAGCGGCUUUAUCGUUUUGCGAACACAUGCCAGUAGGUACGAAUUCAUUCGGAUUAAUAGUAGAAAGACCGCAAUUCGUUACGGUUUACCGUUCAUUCUGUAUUUACGUGGUUACCCACGUUUCUUUUGAUUGUGUAAAUAAAGUCUAGGCUAUUGGAAAUUCACAAUCCAACAAUGUAAACAUAAUUUAUGUUUUUUUCUUUUUGCAUUUCAAUUGUUUGCUUAUUUUCUAUAGUGAAGAGCAGCAAGCAAUGUCACAUUAACAGUCGUAAGCGGAAAACGCACAAUGUUUACAUUAUGAGUCGCGAACUUUAAAAAAUACGCUGCUGGACUUAAAGCGUGGUACACAAGGCAUAACCUAAAUUCAGGAGAAUAAUCACUAAAAUCAAUAAAAUUUCGCUUUCAGUUAUUUAGAGGAAACGGCUGAAAAGAAGUGCUUUUUUCAAAUGAAAAAAAUUCUCAAAAUGAAUGCAGACCCCUUUAUAUUAUUUAAUUUAACAGCUGACUAUGUCUCUUUGCCACUGUUUUGUUCGAUUCAGGCAAGCAAACGUCAUCGUAUACAUGCAUGCAUAUGC